UUAUUGACAGAGCCCACAGUUAGUCCAUAAAAAACAGUAAUGAUCAAGAUGGGAAAGGCGAUUUAUUUGUGCAUCACAGUAGCUGCACUCUGCUUUGCUGUCCAUACUAAAAACCAUAAGGGUCAUCAUAGUGAUGAUAUUCAUUCUCAUGGCAAAGGACAUCACCAAGCUUAUGGUCAUCACAAAGGUCAUGGACAUCACCGUGGUCACAGGCACCACCAUAAUUACAGUUUAGAGGUACAAUCUGCGAAUGCUGAAUUUGCUUUCAGUUUGUAUAAACACAUUGCUGCACAGACAGUUUCAAAAUCUAAAACCCUCAUCUUCUCUCCCCUGAGCAUCUCCACUGCCCUUGCCAUGCUGUCAUUGGGUGCAAUGGGCAAGACGCAUGAUGAGCUGUUUCAAGGUCUCGGUUUCAAUAAAACUGACACCACUGAAGCAGAAGUGAAUGAAGCCUUUGAACAAAUCCUCCAAAGUCUCAAUCAGAAGAAAGAACUGGACGUGUCUGUUCGAAAUGCAGUGUUCAUCUGUGAGAAUUUCAAACCUCUUUCAAAAUUUCUGGAGGACAUUUAACACUAUUUCCACUCAGAAGGUUUCACUAUUGACUUCACCAACACCACUGCAGUGCUGCAUUUGAUAAACAAGUAUGUUGAGGACAAAACUCAUGGCAUAGUCCCCAAUUUUUUAGAUGACUUGGAUACAAACAUAAUGAUGUUCCUUGUCAGCUACAUAUAUUUCAGAGGAAAAUGGGAAAUUCCCUUUGAUCCAAGGGACACACGUGAAGAUGUCUUCCAUGUAGAUGAUAAGACAACUGUUCCAGUUCAGAUGAUGUAUAACGAUGACUCAUUUGAUUUCAGGAUGUCCUUCAAAGCUGAGCCAGGUCUGCAGCCAGACAAACAAUGUCUUAGAGUAAACCCUACUUUAUUCUGCUAA
Lepisosteus oculatus (spotted gar) is the source of this 930-nucleotide messenger RNA. The record is from RefSeq and is a predicted model, not a curated record. NCBI's taxonomy places the organism in Eukaryota, Metazoa, Chordata, Actinopteri, Semionotiformes, Lepisosteidae.